Molecule: messenger RNA, 1418 nt
Organism: Antechinus flavipes (yellow-footed antechinus)
Lineage: Eukaryota; Metazoa; Chordata; Mammalia; Dasyuromorphia; Dasyuridae
Gene: ENKD1
Product: enkurin domain containing 1
Exons: 7
Coding region: 27-1193 (388 amino acids)
Cellular component (GO): cytoplasmic microtubule
Source: RefSeq, a predicted model, not a curated record
CAGACUUCUAUGGGGGGCGGGGCGGCAUGGGGGGAAGGGAAGAAGAAGAGGCUGGCCACAGAACCCCGCUCCAGCCCCCAGACACUGACAUCCCCUUCCACUCCCCCCUGCACCCUUCCCCCCGUUUUCUUCUAGCAGCAGAAGCCCCAGCCAUGUGCGAGGGACCUUCCAAGAUCUCGGGCCCCAUCCCUCCUGAUCCCACCCUGUUCCCCAACUACUAUAAGCGCCCGGGCACACCCCGUAGCCUUGAAGGAAGUGCUCGGAAGCUAAGCCUGGAGCCUCCCUGGCAACCAGGUGCCCCCCUGGACCAGCCUGCUCCUCGAAUUCACCCCGGAUCCCAGCAGAGCCUGGUGGGAGUUCUGCUGCAGCUCCAGGAGGUUUCCUUGGGCAGCGAGCCCUUGCCCAAGAGGAAGGACCUAAAAAACCACGAGAAGGAGAACGUGAGGCGGAUCCGGGAGAUCCAGAAGCGGUGCCAGGAGCAGGAGCGGGGACAAGACCACGGCCGGCCGAAGCCGCUCAAGGCCCUGUGGCGCUCGCCCAAGUAUGACAAAGUGGAGUCCCGGCUGAAGGCCAAGCUGCAGGAGCCAUCCCCUGCCUCUGUGCCAGAGCUUCCGGCUUUCCUGCGGGCUUAUUCCCGCUGUGGGCCUGGGGUGCAGCCUCGUCGUGGGGCUUCCGCAGGCCUGGCUUCGCCCAGCACUGAUGGUUCCCAGCCUCCGGGCCCUGAUGCCAAGGGCCAGGGUCCGGCGGUGGACUUCAUCACCCACAAUGCUCGGACAGCCAAGGUCGCGCCUCGGCGGCGGUCACGCUCCCUGCAGUGUCUGGCUGAGGUACGGGAGCAGCAGCGGCGGGCCCAGGAGGAAUACAACACCAGGCAGAAGGGCCACGUGCCCCACUAUCUGGUGGAACGGAAAGAUCUGUGGCGCCGGGAAGCUGAGGAGCGUCAGCGAAACCAGCCCGACCCCGAGAUACCCGCAGGCCAUACCAUGAUGCCCGAGAGCCAGCGCCUCAGCACCCUGAACUCCCUUCUCCAGAAACAAGAAGAACUGCUUAAGGAGCUGGUGCUGUUGCCUUCUGGAGCCGACUCCCUUCGAGCCCAGAACCACAAGGCCGAGCUAGAGAAGAAGCUUUCCCAGGUGGAGGAGGCCCUCAAGAUCUUCUCCCGACCCAAAGUCUUCGUCAAGAUGGACUCCUGAGCUCUUCCCCUCUGGCCCACAGGAAGGCCACUGGAAACCCCUCUGCCCCUUCCGAGGAGAGGAGUGGCUUGAGGGGUCCUGAAAGGGAAGGUUCUCGUACUUGUGACCCAAGUGUACUGUGGUAACCCCCUGAACCCCUCCCCAAGGGCAGCAGAAGGAACAAGCCCAGGGAGCCGCCGUCAAGAAUAUUUUUCUGUUUUUAAAUUAAACCUUUUUUUUACAUGA